CUUAUUUCAGUUGCGAUCGCGGCGCGAGCGAGUCAAGUCCUAUCAUUCGAGAAGCGGGAGUUCCGUUUCGAGCAGACGGGUGGAAAAUUUCUCUCACCUAACCAGACGGUGGUGGAAUCGAAUCGAGAACGUGAACGUGAACGUGAACGCAAACCCAAACCCAAACGGGAACGAAGGGCAGCAGGGGCUGCAGUACUGCUGUCAGUGGCAAAGUUUACGAAGAAUACACACACAGCACAGUGGUUGCAUUUUGCUUUUUAACCCCGACUGGUUGACUGAUUGACAAGAUGACUAAAAACGAUAAUGCGAAUCUGUUGAACGACAACAGACUGGGCACCGCCGGAGCAGGCCAGCUGAAGGCCCAGAUAGUGCCCGCCCAGCCGAAGACCCUGCAGCACUUGCCCAAGCGGCCGGCGGUGGAUUUGGCCUUCCACAACCUGACGUACCGCGUCAAGGAAGGAAACCGGAGCAAUGCCAAGACCAUACUGAAGGGCGUCAGUGGACGGCUCCGGUCGGGAGAGCUCACAGCCAUAAUGGGACCGUCGGGCGCUGGCAAGAGUACGCUGCUCAACAUUUUGUCCGGCUACAAAACGUCGAGCAUCGAAGGAAGCGUCACAAUGAACGGCGCAGAGCGCAACCUCAGCGCUUUCCGCAAACUGUCAGCCUACAUCAUGCAGGACAAUCAGCUGCACGGAAAUCUCACCGUCCAGGAAGCAAUGACGGUGGCGACUAAUCUGAAGCUUAGCAAGAAGUUCUCGAAGCCUGAGAAGCAUUCAAUGAUCGAUGACAUCUUGCUGACUCUCAGCCUGAGCGAGCACCGCUACACGAUGACUCGCAAUCUGUCUGGAGGCCAGAAGAAGCGCCUCUCGAUCGCUCUGGAGCUGGUCAGCAAUCCGCCCAUAAUGUUCUUUGACGAGCCCACCUCUGGCCUGGACAGCUCCACCUGCUUCCAGUGCAUCCAUCUGCUGAAGAUGCUUGCUGCCGGCGGACGCACUGUUAUCUGCACCAUCCACCAGCCCUCCGCUCGGCUCUUCGAGAUGUUCGACCAGCUGUACACACUGGCCGACGGUCAGUGCGUGUAUCAGGGCAGCACCAAGCAACUGGUGCCCUUCCUGUCCACGCUGAAUCUGGAAUGUCCUAGUUACCACAACCCGGCGAGCUACGUGAUUGAGGUCUCCUGCGGUGAGCACGGCGAUCACACCCGAAAACUGGUCGACGCCAUUGACAAUGGCAAGCGGGACAUCCGCUCGGCAGCGGACUACGCAGGGCUCAAGGCUCGAAACGAUCUUGUGAAGGUGCAAAACUUGAAGGCCAUUCUGGACAAGAACGACGCCUCGAACGUCAGCGGCAGCAAGUACGAGGACAACCUGACCCUCAACAACGGCUUGCUCAACGGCAUGGUCAACGAUAUUGUCAAGGAGGGCAAUGGCAGCUCCGCGUUGGUCACCACCAACGAAAAGGGAGACGCCAUGAUCGACGUGGAGAAGUCCGUCAACUGCACCACGGCCCUGCUCACGGAGGAGAUCACAUCCCCAGAGCGUUAUCCGACCUCGCAGUUCCACCAGUUUUGGGUGGUUCUCAAGCGAACUCUACUCUUCAGCUACCGCGAUUGGACCCUUAUGUAUCUUCGAUUAUUUGCCCAUCUCCUGGUUGGAUUCCUGAUCGGUGCCCUGUACUAUGACAUUGGCAAUGAUGGAGCCAAGGUGCUGAGCAAUCUGGGAUUCCUCUUCUUUAACAUGCUUUUCCUCAUGUACACGUCAAUGACCAUUACGAUCCUAUCAUUCCCGCUUGAAAUGCCUGUUUUGUUAAAGGAAAACUUUAAUCGCUGGUACUCGUUAAAGUCCUACUAUCUGGCUAUAUCAGUAGCCGAUCUACCGUUUCAAGCAAUCUUCUGCGUUAUCUACGUGUCGAUCGUCUAUUACUUCACUUCGCAACCGUGGGAGCUCUUCCGCUUCUCCAUGUUCUUGUCGGCCUGCCUCCUCAUCUCGUUUGUCGCUCAGUCCGUUGGACUGGUGGUUGGUGCUGCCAUGAAUGUGCAGAACGGUGUUUUCCUGGCCCCUGUCAUGUCCGUGCCCUUCCUGCUGUUUUCCGGCUUCUUUGUCUCCUUCGACGCUAUACCAGUAUACUUGAGGUGGAUCACAUAUUUGUCGUACAUCCGGUACGGAUUUGAGGGCACUGCUCUGGCCACCUACGGGUAUGGCCGCGAGAAGCUGAGGUGCUUCCAGGUUUACUGCCACUUCAAAUCGCCCACUACGACGCUGGAGGAACUGGACAUGGUGAACGCCAACUUUACUCUGGACAUUGUGGCCUUAAUUGCGAUCUUCGUGGUGCUGCGCAUCUCGGCGUACCUGUUCUUGCGCUGGAAGCUAAAGACUGUGCGCUAGGCAUGUUAAUGCUCUUUGUUGUUUUCGGUUAUAAAAGCUUUCUAUGUACCUACUAUUUGGUUUUCUACAAAGCGUCUUGGGUUCUGUUCUUAACCAUUAAUCUUUACAAAAUUUAUUUUUGCCUAGUUUUUAGUUGCGAAAUUCAUAUUUUAAGUGAUACAAACGAGAGAAGGUUUCACACCUCACGUUAGCUUGAUUCCAGCCGCAGAUGUAGCAAAACCUUACAACAGUUUAACAAACCAAAUCACUGUAAGCACAACAUCAUCGAUAUAAGAAUCGUAUAAUGAAAUAAGUUAUUAAACAUCAAAACCCACAUUUUUGCCAAAAAAAAGAAAAGAAUAU
Messenger RNA from Drosophila suzukii, 2726 nucleotides. Its product is annotated as ATP-binding cassette sub-family G member 1. Gene Ontology annotation, biological process: transmembrane transport. Gene Ontology annotation, cellular component: membrane. The record is from RefSeq and is a predicted model, not a curated record. Gene Ontology annotation, molecular function: ATP hydrolysis activity; ABC-type transporter activity; ATP binding. NCBI's taxonomy places the organism in Eukaryota, Metazoa, Arthropoda, Insecta, Diptera, Drosophilidae.